AUGGCGGGAAUACCCAUCAAAUUAGUUGGUCGAGCAGGACUUCGCUUCGAAAUCGGCCCCAUCCAGCUCGAUCAUCAUGUCUAUUUUACCGAUGCCGCUUGUAUCCCCGAAACCGCCGACUCCUAUAACAUCAUUAUGGGUAACGAUCUCUUGUCUCGUUUGCCCACCUGGACUAUUGAUUACCACCGGAGGGCCUUCCACUUCACAGGACAUGCGGGAAACCUCCCUUGCUCGGCCCCGCCCCUCUCGCAAAGUACAGCCACGCCCAUUACAGUACGCGUAGCAGAGACUACCGUACUCCAGCCUCAGACUGAAACGUUUGUUACUUGCAUCACAGAUUCCACCCCGGCCUCUUCCAUAGUUCUCUCGUCGCAAUCUGACAACUUGCUUGACAAAAACAUAAUGAUCUCUCCGGCAGUCCUCGUCCCGGGUAAAGUCCAACUUCUCGCCACAAACCCGUCAUGCGUCGCUGAGGUCUUGUACAAAGGUCAGAAGAUCGCCACAGCUUCGCCCCUUCUCGAAAAUGAUGAUCACACUCUGGCAGUUUCUCCACGGUGGUUUUAG
Cylicostephanus goldi is the source of this 564-nucleotide messenger RNA. Lineage: Eukaryota; Metazoa; Nematoda; Chromadorea; Rhabditida; Strongylidae. The record is from the annotation of a GenBank genome assembly.